CAAAGUUUGGCAGGGAUAUGGAGGAGUCGGCCAAUGGCAACAAUGGCAAGGGACUCGGGAGGCGCCUUUCACCCUCUCCAAGGGUGGCGUCAAAGAAUGAAAGGCUUGCUGAAGGCCGAGGAAGCGGCUACAGCUGCUGGGGAAGGAUGGGCAUGCACAUUCAGUCGUUACUGACAGUUGCGGUCUUGACUGCAUAAUGUUGCUAUUGGUUAAUGUAGAUCCCGGCAUUCCGGUAGUGACCGGCAUUGAGCCCUAACCCCCCAGACAACAGGCGCCGGCUGCGAAGGCUCAUUGACGGGAAUGUGCUGAAGCAGAAGCUGAAACUGCGAAAUUAGAGGUACAUUCGUGCAGGAUCAACAUACUGAUGCUAAGCGGAGCUUCAACCUGACAAUGGCAGACCACAACCGCAACCCAUGGCUCCCGGACCAUGUGCCAGGGCCGUACCAGCAAAGCCUCAGUCUAGACUUCCCGUUCAACCCUGUCUCCAAUGAGGAUGGUGGCUUCUUGGACGGGUUGAUGUACAAUCCGCUCGCGGUGCAGAAUGGACAGGGUCACAUUGAGGGUUAUGCACGGUUAGGAGUAGAGGACGCCAAACCGCAGCCGGAUUUGAGUGGCGAGGGGACGCACGGGCAGAGCAGUUGGCUGAGGGGGGGGGAGCGGAUGCAGUAUGAAGGCGGGGGGCAUGGAGGUUCGGGGAACUUGACGUUCUUGCAUCAGCAGCAGCUCCAGCCGAUGAACAGGGCGGAGGGUUCUGCAGGAACGGCAAUGGGACCGUCCGAUUCGGGGACCAGGAGCCAAGACGACGAGGUGCACGCUGCUCGGAAGGAGAUGAAGUCCAACCGGGAGAAGCUCUUGCGGGAUCGCAUGAACGAGCACUUUGCGGAGCUGGCGGGGGUGCUCGACCCGGGCCGCCCUCCGAAGAACGACAAGGCGAGCAUCCUAAACGACGGCGUGAAUGUGGUCAAGAAGCUGAGGGACGACAUUGCAAAGCUGCAGAGCGAGCACGCUCUCCUGAUGGACGAGUCGAAAGAGUUGACGGCCGAGAAGAAUGAGUUGCGCGAGGAGCGGAUGCAGGUCAAGGCCGAGAAGGAGGCGCUCGAGCGGCGCCUCCAGAGCAUGUUGUCCUGGAUCAACUUCAACCCGAGUCUCAUGAUGGCUGCGCUCACAAACAACGCGCAAGCCCCCCCCUUGGACGGCUCUGCGGCUGCCCCCCCGCAACAGGAUGCACAGGCGCCGCCACAUGUGGACCCCUCUAGCAACAGCGCCCUGCCGGAGGCGAACCCGCCACACGGGGGGGUGCAAGGGAGUGCGGUUGUCGAGGGGGGACAGAGCGGCGGGGGGGUCCCGCGACUGAUGCAGCCAAGUAACGAAGGGCGAGAGAGGCUGGGCGAAGCCGGUGUCAGGGACGCGUUUUCCGGCGGCGGAGCGGGCCAGCAAGGCGGGGGUGUCGGGGUAACCCUGGGUUCCAGGCAGGCACCUGCGCCGGCAGCAGAAGGGUCCAAUCAGGAGAAAAUUUCGCAACGGGGGGGCUCGAUGCACCACCCGACCCGACCCCAGGCAGCCCACUUCCGGCCUCCCAUCCUACCCCCCCCAGCCCAAAGAAAUCCAACGGGUCUCCGAAACUUGCAGCCAAAGCCGCCGGGGAACCCCCCCCCAACACAAGCAAGGCAGCUGGGGCCCCCUCCGAGCCGACCGGUAGCUCCGCAGCAGCAGCGGAAAGUUCCGCGCACGCAACCAAGUGCGCCCCGGCAACCCCCUCCUCAGCAGAACCCUAGGGUGCUGCCUGCGCCAUCGGUAGCGGCUCCUUCUCAGCCCGGACCAACUAGGAUCGGGAGAGAACAUGGCGCCCAGCCCGCGAGCAGGCAGCCAGAAACGGCCCGGCAGGAUUCGCUAGAUUCCAGGGUCGCCAAAGGGAGACACGUGGCAGCCCCAGGGCCGUCGAUGGUUGCACCGACGGCUGAGAAGAGUACAGCGCAGGUCAGUAGUAGUGUGAGGUCGGAACCCGCUCGCCAAGAGGCGGAAAAGCCGGUUGCGCCGGCGCCCCCCCUCCAGCAGCCCCAUCCUUACCCCCCCGGAUUCGCUCCCAUGCCCUACAUGGGCGCGUUCCCAGGCAUGAUGGGAAUGCACCCCUACUCAUACCCCCCCCAAAUGGCCAUUCCAAACGCGGGCACGCCCCCCCCCGACAACGCCCAACAGGCCCCUCCUGCGCCCUACCCGUACCACGGUUAUGGCUACGGUCAGCCUGGUAACCCGCCCGGUUACCCCUACCCCAUGUUUCCGGCCGGACAUCAUCCGAUGGCUUACGCUCCGUUUGGGUAUGCGCCGCCGUAUGGAGCUCCGGGGAUGUUUGCACCGCCCCCGGGUGGUCAACAGCCGCAGGCAGAGCCCCCCCGCCCUGCGAACGUGCAGAGACCAAGCGCAACAAAGGUCGCUCAAGUGCACUUACCCGCAGGAAACGAUGCGACGGAAGAGGGGCAAGUCGGAGCGGAAACUAGAGAAGCGACGCCUGAGGACGGGGGUAGAACGACGGAGUCGUUUGCCGAGCCAGUGAACGAGGCAGGAACAUUUGAUGCACGAUUUGAAGAGCAGCAGAGAACGGGUGAAGGACAUGAACAGCCCGAAACGGCGGACACGCAGGCUGCGAAGCGUGCAAGAGUGGACACGUCAGAAGAAGAAGCCGCCCGUCCAUUGGAUGACGAAGCAGCGCCAGAAGAGUGGGCGGGGGCGUUACCAGGUCAAGCUCAGGAGCUGAGCCCGGCGGCCUCGCCAGAGCGGCUGCAACAACCGGAGCUAAGUCCACAAGGAGGUGUUGAGAGGGAUAGGUCAGUGGCGCAAGGAUUGCAGUCAUCGCCGUUGGGCAUGGGUAGUCAACUGAGUAAUUGCAGCUCGUCUUCCAGUGGGUCACGCUGUGGAGACGUGUGGACGGGGAGCUUCCAGUCAGCACUAGAGCUGCCUGAAAAUGACCCCACGAUACGACCGCCUGCUGCUUAGAGUUGGGAGGCAGUGCCGCAGGGUGAAAAGUGGGGUUGACAUGCACUCAAUUUUCUACUGAUACCGUACACUAGCUCUGAUGAUACUUUUCAAGUAACUCAGAUACUUACCUGAUUCGCACGCUAUUCAUUUAUUACUGCAGUUACUUAGACUUGAUGUGCAACUGCAUGAAGACUUCGACUUGGACAAUGUCUAGCCGCCUGUGACAGUAGGUAUAUGGAUCAGGGCGGGUUGCAGGCGGGAAAUGGAGUUGUGAU
This is a messenger RNA of Klebsormidium nitens, 3248 nucleotides long. The record is from the annotation of a GenBank genome assembly. Lineage: Eukaryota; Viridiplantae; Streptophyta; Klebsormidiophyceae; Klebsormidiales; Klebsormidiaceae.